Messenger RNA from Bactrocera tryoni, 1378 nucleotides. Its product is annotated as zinc finger protein 718-like. The coding region runs from base 226 to 1362 and encodes 378 amino acids. Gene Ontology annotation, cellular component: nucleus. Lineage: Eukaryota; Metazoa; Arthropoda; Insecta; Diptera; Tephritidae. The record is from RefSeq and is a predicted model, not a curated record. The transcript is spliced from 4 exons.
AUAAACCUAUAGCAAACGAAUCAGCUGUAUACCAUGGUUUGUACAAUGUUCUUUAGUGACACCGAAUUACUGGCAUGUAUGUCCGCGGCGUAAAAAUUUCGACAGUGGAAAUUUGGAAUUAUUCGUACAUUGGACAAUACAUCAUAUUGCUGUUUCCCUACCGGUGCGAUCAAUAACCAUUAGACACAAUAGUUAUACCACGAAAAAGUAGCAAGAUAACAAUCUAUGGGAAAGGAAAUUAACCAGGUAAAUAUAAAUCAUAUAGAUUCUCAGGACGAAACUGAGUCAAAAGGAAACGAAACAAAUUCAUACAAUGAAAAGAUCAAAGAUCCUUACGAUGUUGCUACAAAAUGCCAAACCGAAACUAAAAUUGGGUCCGAAGAGGAAUCAAUAGUCAAUUUAGAGAUCGAGAUUUUACCGGAAUUCUUAAUGGGCGAGAUAAAAAAAAACAACCCUGCGGAAUCAAAUACAUUUGAUGCUCUUGAUAACACGGGGAAUAAAUUUCCAACAUUUAAAACUGCGAAGCUAAAUACGCGCUGCUUUUUUCAAUUACGUUCUACUGAUCCAUCUAUUAUAUUGGGAUUUAUUGAUAUCAUUCGGUUUCAUCCUUGCCAGUGGAAUGUCCAACACCAUGAUUUCGACAACAAAGAAGAAAGGGAUCAGAGUACUGUAAUCAUAUGCGAAAAAUUUAAAAAAGACUUCAAUAUAAGUAUAACACCACAAUUGGCGAGAUCCAGUAUAUUGUCCUUGAUUCGAUGGUUUAAGCGGGAAUAUCUUCGUUCACAGCAUAUGGUUAAGAAGAAUGAAUCUAAUGGGGGUCGUUGGAGUCGAGAUGGUUAUGUGUCUGCUCAUCCUUUGUAUUUUAACAAGUUAAUAGAAUUUAUUCCUCAUAAACAUUUAAAAUUAAGAAGUUGUAAUGAUUGUCAGCGAAAUUUUAAAACGCAAAAUCAACUUUUGACACACAAUCACCAAGUUCAUGGUGCAGAUAAACCUUUUCAAUGCCGUUAUUGCAAACGAAGUUUUCUGCACCCUUCUACUUGGAAGCACCAUGAAAAUCGUCAUACUAAGAUACAUGUAUGGAAGUGCAAAUUGUGCAGUCGAAAAAGUUCCACAAAAUCGGAUCAUAAUAUACAUAUGGUGACUCAUUCCGAUAUUCGUGCUUUCGUCUGUGAUUUAUGUGGUUCUUCCUAUAAGAGUAGCACCAGUUUAAAUGUACAUUUACGAACACAUAAAGCACCAAAAUUACAAUGCCCAUUAUGUAAUCAGAUGUUUUACGAAAAUUACCGACUUAAAAGACAUUUAUGUGCCCAUGAAGCAGAAACUGCUGUUAAAGCAGAGUGUAUUAUUAAAUUAAACAACUAGUUUUGUUUCAAACUUC